UGUCACGUGAUCAAAGGUGUGGUGGAAAAUCCAAUAUGGCGCCUUCCUGCCCACCAUAAUAAUGCAUUCGGAGGACUUUGUCGUCAUAUCCUUCUCUAUUUCCUUCUUCCAACGAACAAUUUAGUAUCACGAUGUCACAGGCAGCAGUCAACACAUCAUCUCUACCCUUGGAGAUCAGGGCCAAGCUAGCGGAAUUGGAACUAGAGCUCUCCGAAGGUGACAUCACGCAGAAAGGUUUUGAGAAGAAGAGGGCGCGGCUCCUGGCUCCGUACGCACAGCAACAGCAGCAGCAACAGCAGAGGCAGGAACAGCUGAGACAGGAGCUGCAGAGGCAACAGCACCAGAACCAGCAGAGACAGCAGCAACAGAGACAUGGACAGUCAGGACAGCAGGGCAGACAUGCUGGUUCGGGCGGGUCCGGUGGUGGCCAUGGCAACGAGCGCCAGUCGCAGGCGCAGCGGCGGCGGGACAGACGCCGGGGUCGUCAUGACCACCGCGACGAGAGAUACCGAUCAGACAUCCAUGCAGAGGCUGUACAGCAGGCCCUGGCGCAGCACAGUAAGAGGAACCGUGUCCCGGUGAUGCCCAUGCCGUCCAAGCGCCAGUCACUGGUCCUCAACAACCCGGUCAUGGACACUCCUACCGAGUUAGCCCGGCUUAGACACUUCCAUUCCCAGAAGGCCAUGCGCUGUGUCGCCCAGAACAGACUCUCGCUCCAAACUCCCGUACAGUCCGGGGACUCUCCCGUACCGUCUGGUGACUCGGACACAUCUUCUGAUGAUGAAAGUAUCCACUCCGGUCGUCUGUCUACAUCAUCACCGGAGCAUCCUUCCAGACAGCCUAGCGGGCUCACGAAAAACAGCGCCGGCGGGAGUCGCUCCUCGGUGUCGUCCCAGUCCACGACAGCCAGCGGUGCUCAAGGCGCGCCUGGCGGGAUCUACAGCAUUGCAGAUGUUCUGCAGGACUCGUCUGGAAUCUUCAGUAUUGCAGAUGUCCUUCAGGGGUACCAGGAAGUGCCCAGUUCCAGUCAGAAGACGACCCAGCAGUUGCCGCCUGACGUGACAUCCCCCUCCGUGGCGAGUCAGACCUUCCGGAUGGACCGUACCAUUGACAGGAGGCACAGGCCGCAGCCCAAACCACAGCAACCUGAGGAUGAAAAUGAUUCUGAUCUAGAACUGCUGUUUCCUGUCCACGGGAAGGUGUCUGCUAAGAUCCAGCAGCUCCUGAACACCCUGAAGAGACCCAAGCGCAAGCCGCUCAGGGAGUUCUUUGUAGAUGAAGAGGAGGAGUUAGAAGCAAUAGCAAAAGAAGUGGACCCCAACGCUCCAAAGGCAGAGGGUCCUGUCAUAUCUCCUGCUGUGGGAGAAUCACUAGCAAUUCCAUCAGGACUUCCUCGGAACCUGGAGGCCGCGGUGCAGAGAUACGGGUCGGCCAGCUACAAGGCCACGGUCAUCACUGCACUGGACGCUACAGGGAAACACUCCAUCACGCUAACUUAUGGUAAACUGCUGAGCAGAAUGCAGAAGAUUGCGUUCUCCUUACUGAACAAGGUUGGACAGAAAGAACCUGCCAUCAGACCUGGGGAUAGGGUGGCGCUGGUGUACCCCAACAGUGACCCCAUCUCCUUCAUGUGUGCGUUCUACGGCUGUCUGUAUGCAGGAGUGGUGCCGGUUCCAAUAGAGGUGCCCUUGACAAGAAAAGAUGCUGGAAGCCAACAGAUCGGGUUCUUGUUGGGGAGCUGCGGGGUGUCUGUUGCGCUCACAUCUGAGGCCUGUCUGAAAGGGCUGCCCAAAGGACCCUCUGGAGAAGUUGCACAGUUCAAGGGCUGGCCCAGACUGACGUGGUUCGUUACAGAGCACCUGUCCAAACCGGCCAAGGACUGGAUGCCUCCUCCCAGACUGUCUGACGAACAGACGGCAUACAUUGAGUACACGACAGCGAAGGAUGGCAGUGUGAUGGGUGUGACGGUUAACCGCGGCGCAAUGUUGUGCCACUGUCGUACCCUGACUGCUGCCUGUAACUACACGGAAGGAGAGAUCAUCGUUAACGUGCUGGACUUCAAACGUGAUGUCGGGCUCUGGCACAGCAUUCUCACUAGUGUGUUCAACGGCAUGCAUGUGGUGUUUGUACCAUACUCACUCAUGAAGGUCAACCCAACAUCAUGGCUCCACAUGGUCACAAGGUUCAAAGCGACGUGUGCGACAGUGAAGUCUCGUGACAUGCACUGGGCACUGGUGGCACAGAAGGACCAGAAGGACAUCAACCUGUCCUCACUCAGGAUGUUACUGGUGGCUGAUGGGGCAAACCCAUGGUCCUUGUCGUCCUGCGAUGCCUUCCUGAACGUGUUCCAGAACAAAGGUCUGAAGCCUGAAGCCAUCUGUCCCACAGCCAGCUCAGCUGAGGCGCUCACUGUGGCCGUCAGAAGACCAGGGAGGACAGGUGGACAGGGGACAGGGCGGGGUGUGCUGUCCAUGUCUGGCCUGAGUUACGGAGUGGUGCGGGUGGACACGGAGGACAAACUGACCUCACUCAUUCUCCAGGAUGUGGGAACGGUCAUGCCUGGAGCUGUUGCAGUAAUAGUGAAGGUAGACAACGCACCCGGCCUGUGUAAAACAGACGAGGUGGGGGAGAUCUGUGUGGCUUCUGGCGCCAUCGGGGCUGGCUACUUUGGUCUUCAGGGGCUCAGUAACAACACAUUCAAGAUACAGCCGCUAGCCAGUGAUGGGAAGCCCAUGGCAGAGCAGACGUUUGUCAGAACUGGGCUGCUGGGAUUCCUGGGGCCUGGAGGAAUGAUCUUCGUGGUGGGUAAAGUGGAUGGCCUGAUGAACAUUAGUGGGAGGAGACACAACACUGAUGACAUCAUCGCCACGGUGCUGGCAGUAGAGCCAAUGAAAUUCAUCUACAGGGGGAGGAUCGCAGUUUUCUCCAUCAAAGUCUUGAGAGACGAGAGAAUAGUCAUCAUCGCUGAGCAGAGACCAGAUUCUUCGGAAGAAGAUAGUUUCCAGUGGAUGAGUCGAGUACUGCAGGCUAUAGACAGUAUCCACCAGGUGGGCGUGUACUGCCUGCUGCUGGUGCCUGCCAACUCACUACCAAAGACCCCGUUGGGUGGUAUCCACCUGUGGGAGACCAAGCAGAGGUUUAUGGAAGGCAGCCUGCACCCCUGUAAUGUGUUGAUGUGUCCGCAUACGUGUGUUACAAAUCUUCCAAAGCCAAGACAGAAACAUCCAGAAGUUGGUCCAUCGUCCGUCAUGGUGGGCAACUUGGUGCAGGGUCGGCGCAUCGCGGGCGCACAGGGCAGGGACAUCGGAACUCUGGACGGGGACGACGAGCAGUAUAGAAAGGGUUUCUCCUCCCUGCGGUUGAGCGGCAAACAGCACAUCCCGAGCGAUCCCAUCGAGUCGACAGGAAAAACCCAUCAGUUCCUGUCAGAAAUCCUGCAGUGGAGAGCAGCCACCACUCCGGAGGAGGUUCUCUUCUCACAACUCAAUGCAAAGACCACAGCAUACCGUGUGCGGAGUGGCAGCAUUUCACGGCUCCUGAGGACUGGCUCUGGGGGAGGGGGUGCGGGUGCCGUGUCCUGUAUGCAGCUGCACAAGCGUGCGGAGAGGAUCGGCUGCCUGCUGCUGGAGAAGGGGAAGAUCAACACAGGCGACCACGUGGCUCUUAUCUUCACUCCUGGUAUUGACCUUAUUGCAGCUGUGUAUGGCUGUUUCUAUGUUGGUGCUGUUCCAGUCCCCGUGCGCCCUCCCCACCACCAGAACAUCGCCACCACCCUCCCCACUGUCAAGAUGAUCGUGGAUGUCAGCAAGUCUGUGGCAGUCCUCACCAUGGGAACUAUGCUAAAACUACUCAAGUCUAAAGAGGCAGCUAGUGCAAUAGAUGUGAAGACGUGGCCAGUGUUGUUAGACUGUGACGACACGCCCAGAAAAAAGCUGUCCAGUAUCUACCGGGCUCCCACACCUGAGAUGCUGGCUUACCUGGACUUUAGUGUCUCCACUACGGGCAUGCUGGCUGGUAUCAAGAUGUCCCACUCUGCGGCCAGUAACCUGUCCCGCUCGUUGAAGCUGCAGGCAGAACUGUACCCGUCCAGAACCAUCGCCCUGUGUCUGGACCCCUUCUGUGGGCUGGGCUUCGUACUCUGGUGCUUAGUGGGGGUGUAUGCAGGUCACCACACCAUCCUGAUCCCCCCUGCAGACGUGGAGGCUAACCCCUCACUCUGGCUCAUGGCUGUCAGUCAAAAUAAAGUGCGUGAUGUGUUCUGCUCAUAUGGAGUGAUCGAGAUCAGCACCAAGGGACUGGGAGGGUCAACUGGUACCUUGAGGGCCAAGGGUGUGAACCUGUCAGGUGUGCGGACCUGUGUGGUUGUUGCGGAGGAGAGACCCAGAAUAAACCUGUGUAACUCCUUCUCUAAGCUGUUCAAGGACGUGGGGCUGUCCCCCCGCGCUGUCAGCACCACCUUCGGCUGCAGGGUCAAUGUUGCUGUCUGUUGCCAGGGUACGUCUGGCCCCGACCCCACGUCUGUGUUUGUGGACAUGCGAGCCCUGCGGAAUGACAGAGUCACCCUGGUGGAGAAGGGCAGUCCUCACAGCCUGUGUCUCAUGGAGUCGGGAAAGAUCCUGCCAGGAGUGAAGGUGGUGAUAGCUAACCCUGAGACAAAGGGGCAGUGUGGGGACUCCCAUCUGGGAGAGAUCUGGGUGUCCAGUCCACACAGUGCCAGUGGCUACUUCACCAUCUACGGAGACGAGUCCUUGCAGAAUGACCACUUCUCAGCCAGCCUGACCACAGGCGACACCACGCAGGUCUACUCCAGAACCGGCUACCUGGGCUUCCUCCGACAGACGGACCUCACCAAUCACGCAGGAGAGUACCAUGAUGCCCUGUACAUUGUGGGCUCGCUUGACGAGACCCUGAUGUUGCGGGGGAUGCGGUAUCACCCUAUCGACAUUGAGAACAGCGUGCUCAGAUGUCACAAGAACAUCUGUGAAUGUGCUGUGUUCACCUGGACCAACCUGCUGGUGGUAGUGGUAGAACUAGAGGGACCUGAGAACGAGGCCCUGGACCUGAUCCCCCUGGUCACCAACGUGGUGCUGGAGGAACACUACCUCAUCGUGGGGGUGGUGGUGGUGGUGGAUCCAGGUGUGAUCCCGAUUAACUCCCGCGGAGAGAAGCAGCGCAUGCACCUCCGGGACGGCUUCCUGGCCGACCAGCUGGACCCCAUCUAUGUGGCCUACAACAUGUGACAAAAGGGGGACGCCCCUGCUCAAGACACCCUCCCUCGAGACCGCAUCGUAGGCAGCCUACAGAGGAAUCAAUCCCCCAGACACCAAGCUAACUGACACUUCUGAUGUCAUCGAUUGGGAGAGGCAUUGCAGUUUAUGAACUUAUCAUUUGAAAUAUCAGUUGCAGUUGGAUUUGACCAUUGGCAGUAAUCUGUUUGCCAAAGUAUGUCAAAAAUUGUCUGUUUUUAAACACCUCACAACAAAUUUGAUUCAGAUUUUGUCUUAUUUUACUCUCCCCAUUCACCAACUGAAGAUGGUAGCUCCCAAAUAGAGUAUCAUUCUUGCUACAUCUUCUACUUUAAACAGCCUUCAAUAAGACUUGGUCACCGAAUUCUUAGAUUCUGUAUAUUUUAAGUCAUUGAAUAAGAUCACAUGGCAAGACUUGCAGGUUUGUUGAAGAUGUAUAUUGUUUGCAGGUUUAGAAUGGACUGUUAGCCUUGGAAGUAUUUUCCUUGGUUUUUAUUUGUGUUUUCCUUUUUUGUCAUUAAAUGUACAUAGAUCAUACAAUUCCAUUUUUAUGUGUGUUGAUCACUGUUGCACAGUUACUUUUUGAUACACAUUUAAAUUUAUCAUAUUUGGUUAUUUUUAAAGAGUAAGCAUGUCAGCAUCACACUUAUAUGGUUGCAUGAUUAACGCACUCCUCACUGUUAAACAUAAGGUGCUGAACUUACUUUUGCUAUGCCUUGGUUGUUUGGAUUUUUGGUUUUAUUUCUCCUUGCUACUGGCUUGAAAAAGCUAAUUGAAAAAGUCAAUUGCAGGCACUUUUAUAUGCUUUACAAAAUUUCCCAUUCUACCAUUGAUAGAGGUGAUUUGGUGUGGUCAUAAAUGUGUUCUUGGGAGGGAAGACCUAAAAUAAGUGGUCUAGUAAAAGAGUGAAAACCUUGGCAGGGGCAAAGGAGUUCCAACAAGAAGAAUAACAAUGAGAGUGUGUGUCCUCUCUUAGACUUAACUGUUCAUAGUGGUAAUUAUUAUGAUAGAUUUGCAUCAGAUUCUUGACCAUGCACUGGUCAUAUCCUGGCCACAUUGUUUUGGUCCAGGGUGUCUUGUUUAUCGAACAUAGACUACCAGUAAAACCAUUAUGAAGUAUAACAUCAAGCCCUAUAGUGAGUGGUAUGUACACCCCCUUACCUGUAUUAGGCUUUAACAUACAGUUAUUACCGUAACUGUUACCUGUAGUUUAUGUUGACUGGUACACCCAGUAGAUACACAGAGGCACCUCCAUGUGUAUGGUUUAAAGCUGGUUUGUAUGGCCCAGCCUAGAAGUAAGGAGUAGAGGUAGUGAAGAGAACAUGUAUAGUGGACAAAUUGCUGCUGGAAUCAGGCAGUGCCUGCUGGAGGGUGGCUUUCUUAGAUUUUUGGCAACGCCUCUGGGGCAGAGCCAUUUUGUGCUGUGUUCUUUACUUGUGUGACUUGUUUUGGUAUAGUUUGUAUACACAUAUGACUUAAGUUUUAAAUCUUAAUUGACAGGUAUUUAACCUUUUUUAAUUGAAAUGAAACCGUUUUAGUAUCAAAUUGUAAAGCCACAUGUUACUACAAAAAUGACAUAAUGUAUCAUUCCCUAUGGUCGCUUAUAUCUAUCUAUAUAUCUUAAUAGGAGCUGUUUUUGUUUUGUUUUGCAAUGUUAAAAGCAAUUUUACUUCAUCCUUGGGCGCUGCAAGGAGGUAACACAUUGAUAUCAAAAUAAUGAAAGCCAUUCCUUGUUGAUAUGAAAUUAGCCUUUGGUGUUGUGUUCAUACUUGUUGCAAAGUUGUUGUUUUUUCAAUUUUCACCAUUUGCAUUUGUCCUCCACUGCACUUGCAGGCAAAGUCACUCAUCCAAAGAGAAAAUGGUACUAAGUACAUGAAACUGUCCACUAAGACUGACAGAAAGAAGCAAGCUUGUGUUGAUAGCGUCAUAGCAACUUGUGUCUUGCUCCAGAGGGAUGGCAUAGUAUGCAACCUUUUGGCAUCCCCUUGGCAAGUCAAUGAUUGACCUCAGGUCCAGAGAGUCUACAAAAAUGUCUGAGCUCAGAGUGUGCAACUUCUGACCCAGAAGGCAACUGCUGCUGCCACUAGAGCACAAGUGUAAGAACUACCGAAGGACUUACGUUGCUUGUUUUGCAUACAAUUUUACCCUCCAAAGUUGAUGAUGAGUCUUACAUCACAGAAAUAGAAUAGUGAUGUUGCCAUGGAAAUAAGUAUAGGAGUAUACAGAUUUAGCUGUCUCAUGUUUGUACUUUUUAUACUGCUAGAAUCAUAGAAAAUGAACAAGACCCCUACAUAGGAGUUGGUACAUGUACAUGUAGUAAGACUUGUGUGCAAUGUUUGGCUAGUGUUCUAUUUCAUUGUUGUUUGGCUUUAUUUUUACAGAGGUUAGUCUGUUCUCCUUUUUGUACAAUGUAUUCAGUGUUGCAAGGAGACUCGGCUUGUAUAUAAGGCCUAACACUGCUGUGAAUUGUUUAUUCGCUGUGUUUUUGCUUUGUCAAUUUUAUAGCUAUGAUCAAGUGUUAGGCUGUAAAGAUGUACUCCCAUUGAAUGUAUACGUCCUCUGUCAAUGAUAAUUCCAUUAAUGUCUCAUAUUAUUACUUACUGAGGUAAAGUGUGUUCUGUGGAAAUCAUUAAAGUCAUUAGUAAAUCUACAAUAAGUCUGAAGUAACAACUGAAAAAUUCUCUUUGGGAGAGUUUUGGUCAUCUCAAAUGCAGUCAAUAGGCACAUACAGGGGAAAAUUAAAUAUAGUAUGUAACAGUAGGGUGAAGAUUUGGGGACAAAGGACUAGUUGUUCCUCUCUUGGAGAAAUGUUGUAAAUAGCCUUCCUGUAUACAUGGAGUAAAAACCUACACUGUUCACUUCGAUGAAGUUGCAUGUUUCGAUGCAUUCAAUAAUUAAAAUGAAGCAGCCAUGACCAGAA
Molecule: messenger RNA, 8166 nt
Organism: Branchiostoma floridae (Florida lancelet)
Lineage: Eukaryota; Metazoa; Chordata; Leptocardii; Amphioxiformes; Branchiostomatidae
Product: disco-interacting protein 2 homolog C-like
Exons: 46
Coding region: 132-5240 (1702 amino acids)
Source: RefSeq, a predicted model, not a curated record